CAGGGUCUAUCCUCCAACUUAUUCUUCCCUCCAUUCCAGCGAUCUUCAGUAUGGCAUCCCGCCUAAUCUCCAGGAGUAUACUCCGGACCGGACGCAGUCUCCAUGCACCUCUCCCUGCAUUUCGACAUGCAUCGCAUCCCCUGACGCGUACCCGCACGCGCAUACCCAGCGAUGCCACCGUGCACCAUAUCUCCCCAAGCAGAAUGUAUCAAUCCACCAGAUGGGACGAUGAUUCCGACCCCACGGGCUACUCCGCUACCACCCCCAAAGGCCGAAUUGGCCGUUACCCAUCCAACGUCGAUGCCAUGGCCCUAGAAGGAAAGGGUAUUACGAGGGUUCAUUGGGGGAACCAGUACUUGUCUAUUGUCGACCGUCUCAUCCCACCCCAAACCAUCAUCCAAUUCAUAGAGUGUCUAAUGCACGGGACUCUGCCGAACGGGAAAGAGACAGAGCGGGAACGGCUCGAGCAAGAGGAAUUCGGGCUCCUUUCUGUUCCGGUUGCUCAGUGGGCGGGGACAUCCUCGCCCGGGGGUGAAGAGUCGAUUCUGCAUCGGAUCAUGGUCGUUGUGGGCAGUCAUGAGGAUCCGAGACGACUUUGUACCGUCGGGAAGAAUAUCCAUUCGGUGAAAACGAGGCUUUGGGAGGGCAUGGUGCCUAUGUCUGCUGCUCGAUGGCAGGAUAAGGGGUUGAGCGAGAGGGAGUAUUUUGAUACGGCGUGUGAGUAUCUCACUGCUGUGAUUACUGCCUUUGAGUAUUUGAAUAAUCACCAGGUGAGGGCGAAUCUGCGGGAUGGGUUUAAUCUGAUUUCGGACCAUUUGGGGAUGUUUGAGGAGGCGCUGAAUGUUAAGAGGAGGGAACGGGGGCAGAAGUUGUUAGAUUUGAGGGGCCUGUGGGAGGAGUUUAUCCGGGCCAAGUAUGAGGUUAUGACGAGUCGGGCGCAUGGGUGGGUGGUGGAUAGGGUGAAGGAGUUGCAGGAGAAGGUGAUUGGGGAGAUUUGUGCGCUGCCGGUGAUGAACGAGGAAGAAAUAUCUCAGGAGAUGGAAAAGUGGACGACUAAGUUGUUUCACGUCAUGGAGAUCACGUCCCUGGCGGAUAUGACUAUCUGGAUGCCCAUGGAAGGCUAUGCGGGCUACCAGCCAUCGGAGGAUGUGGUUGCUGGACUACGGAAUCCUAAUUUGGGGGACUAUCGCAAGAACUAUUCGGAUAAGCUCCAGGCUAUUGUCUGGCCGCGGAUGGAGCAGUUGAUCCAGGAGCAAUUGUCGAAACAGCCGGAUGACAGCAAUGGACAGAGUCCAGAAAGCCGCGCCAAACGCUUCGCCGUCAAUACCAUCGCACAGGACGACCUGCGACAGGAGAUCCGUGGACCAGCACCGGUUCUUGUGCCGGAGGCGUGGAUCCAACGGAUCUUGCAUUUCCACGAGUUAUCGCAGUCCGUGGAGGAAGAGGUGAGGAUGAGCGAGGGGUUGGCGAUUUAUCGUCUCGCGUAUCAGGUGUCAGAUGCGGAGUGGGAGGCCUGCAAGGGCAAGUUAGAGGCGCAUCUGGCUUCCUGGGGAGCUGGAGUGGACAAAGCAGAGGAAGUCAAGCCCCUGCUCAAGAUCCACUGGUUUGAUGGAAAGGAACUAGGCUUCGGAGACCACGAUAUCGACGCAGCAAAGAAACACUACCUCGAGAUCAGAGACUCGGACGCCUACGUCCAGAAGCUCCAACACGACGUCUUCCUCGUCGCCGACGGCUGGAGCAUCGCAUCCUAUAAGGAAUCCGGCUUCCACAGCCCAACCAAGGCAAUGCUCCCGGGCGACUUCCAAGGCCAUAUCCUGGCCGUAGACGCCAGCUUCGACCCGGCCGCGCCCAACGAGCACGCGGAAGAGUCCCCGGGCUUUGAUGGUCAGAUGCGCAUCCUAGGCAAUCUAGUGUGGAGCGAUCUCUACGCUAUGCUGGCCUUGCGAUGUGGAGGUCUAGAGGAUAUGUGGCCGUUGGCCAUGGAUCACCCGCAGAAGGCCUACACCGGGCUCACGGUGCCUUUGCAGCGCAAGGAAUGGGCGGAGGAGAAUGCCAUCACGGCCGCUGUUAUGAAGCCGUUUCUGGAGCAUUUGAAAGAGAAACAUCCGGAGAUGGCUCCCACGGUGGAGAAGUUGAUGAUGCCGCAUCAGAGGUGAUUUGGUUACGUGCGCUAUGUAACACUGUAUAACAAAUUUUCUUUCCGU
This is a messenger RNA of Aspergillus sclerotioniger CBS 115572, 2204 nucleotides long. RefSeq lists its product as uncharacterized. The transcript has 3 exons. Bases 51 to 2156 code for a protein of 701 amino acids. The record is from RefSeq and is a predicted model, not a curated record. Gene Ontology annotation, molecular function: protein binding. Lineage: Eukaryota; Fungi; Ascomycota; Eurotiomycetes; Eurotiales; Aspergillaceae.